Molecule: messenger RNA, 570 nt
Organism: Naegleria fowleri
Lineage: Eukaryota; Heterolobosea; Eutetramitea; Acrasida; Naegleriidae
Exons: 1
Coding region: 1-570 (189 amino acids)
Source: RefSeq, a predicted model, not a curated record
AUGUCAUCCUCUCAUCAUCUCGCUAGGAGUGUUUCAACACUCGACAAGAACCAUUUGAGAAAAUAUUCUCUCAUGCUCUAUCGAGCCCUUUUAAAGAAGAGUGUGGAUUUUCAUCUCAAGAAUGAGCCUUCUCCAACACGAAGUUACCGAGUGAGUUAUUUAAUUCCAGGAGAAGAAUUCAAGAAUUAUUUGACUGGAGAAAUUCGGAAACAAUUUAAACAGGCUCAGCGGUUAUAUAGAGAAGAAAAGAAGACUCCCGAAUGGUUUGAACAGCAAUUAAAGGAUGGAUUUAUUUAUUUGAAAGGCCUAGAGAGAGCCUUUGAUGAAGGAUUCAACAUGACCCAUAACAAACGGAAGGCUAUCCGAUUGAGUCCUCUCCUUCAUAUUCUCAAAUUGGCAUGUGGAGAGUAUGGAAAUUAUCAUUAUCAUCAGAAAUUGAAAGAACUUUUCUUGUUGGCCACAUUAAUGACCUAUCAAAAAGUUCAGCCUAAACCUGUGGCUUCUUCAUCCACUCAAAAAGCAUCAGCAGCAACAACAAGAGAAAAACGAAUAGAAAAAGCAUCUCAAUAA